Molecule: messenger RNA, 963 nt
Organism: Eimeria tenella
Lineage: Eukaryota; Apicomplexa; Conoidasida; Eucoccidiorida; Eimeriidae
Product: ATP-dependent RNA helicase, putative
Exons: 4
Coding region: 1-963 (320 amino acids)
Biological process (GO): ribosome biogenesis
Cellular component (GO): nucleus
Source: RefSeq, a predicted model, not a curated record
AUGAAUGAAUUUACGAAACUAACCGGGGAGGGGGCGGUGCUGCUCUCCACAGACGUAGCGGCCAGGGGCCUGAACCUGCCCGAGGUGGACUGGAUACUGCAGUUCGAACCCCCGCAGCAACUCGAGGAGUACAUACACCGCAUAGGCCGCACGGCGCGCCUCGGCAAACAGGGGCGGGCGCUGCUGUUUCUGUUGGAGAGCGAGAGAGAGUACGUGGACUACCUGGCCUCCCGCGGCCUUAAACUCAACGAGCUCUCCACCGCCCGACUCUGCGAGUCGCUGCUGCAGCGGGCACCCCCCAACGUGGGCCUAGCGCAGCCAGACCGCAGCAGCAGCAGCAGCAGCAGCAGCAGCAGCAGCUUUAGCCCGCAGCAAGAGGCGUCUCUGCGCUUUCUGGUUCGGCAGUUCUGCGAAUUUGUGGCGCCAAGGCGAAGACUGAUGGAAGCCGCCAGAAAGGCUUUCUUAUCUUCCGUCAGGGCCUACAAGACCUACAGCAAGGACCAGCGGCACAUUUUCAAUUCUUCGAAAUUGCCGCUGGGGCCUUUAGCCACAGCCUUUUGCAUUAAAGAGUCUCCUAAGGAAAUAGCUGGCCACUUGCACCGCACCCCGCAGCAGCAGCAGCAGCAGCAGCAGCAGCAGGGGGAACGCCGGAAGCGGAGGCGCGCGGACGGGUUUGGGGCGCAGAAAAAGCAACGGACCAGCAGCAGCAGCAGCAGCAGCAGCAGCAGCGGCAAGCAGCAGCAGCGGGAGAAGGCAAAGCAACAUAGAGAACACCAGCAGCAGCAGAUUGAGGUGGUCCCCAGCAGCAGCAAAAGCAGCACAAGCGCAGCAGCACGCGCGGUGCAGAUGUUGCAGGCACGGGGAGAGCUGCUGCAGCAAAGCCACAGCAGCAAAACCAGCAGCAGCAGCAAGGCGAAGCAGCAGCCACGAGGGAGAGACUGGAAAGCCAAAAAGAAAGCCUGA